AUGGCGGGGUUCUUGCUUCCUCACGACAACUCGUCAACCUCAAACACUCCUUUGUUUACUUUUCACAACGGUGCCAAUACUCCAAAUCGUAUUCAGCCAGCUAUUCCGCAAAUCAAUAUUACCAGUGCACCAAUACUAUCACCAGCACUCGAAGCCAUUGACAAUAUGAAGGACAAUAUUAACACUCCUAACGCUACAAGCAAACAGACGUCGUCUAAUACUCGUACAGCUCCUCGAAUGAAUCGCAACACUUCGUCCAUCAUUCAACUACCAUCGAACAGUAGCUUCACUCCGAAACCGUCCUUAUUUAAUGGACCUGCUUCCUCUUCAAAAGCCAAACCAUUGCAGCAAGCCCUAGUACCACAAGGAUGGCAGAAUGUAUUCGCAGCAGCAGUACCCGCCACAAAUGCUGCGCCAAAGAACGGAGUUCAAGACUUGCAAGCUCUCUUGGCAUCAGGCCUCGGAAGCGGAAAUGAUGCUCAUUUCGCUGGUACAUUGGUACAGAUUGCCAACGUACUGCAACACAAGUCGCGAGAACGUGAUGCGGAUAUGGAGUCGCUGAGCCAAGAACUGCAUGGAGCAAAAGCUUUGAUAUCACGCCAAGCUGAUACCAUGGACUUGGUAGGCAACAACGCCUUUAUGGUGAUGGAGCUCUUUCAAGUGAGCAAGAAACGGGCUGAGAUCAACAGAGUUCGAUUGGAUUGCCUGAAGAAGAGUAUGCAAAUGCUUCAGCUUGUUGUCAAAGAUCAGGCAUCAAGUAUUGAAGAAUCCGAAAAGUCUCACAAGCGAGUUGUAACAAAGUUGGAAGAAGUAGAAAAAGAAAAUGCAACUCUGAGUAUAGACCAAGAGAAGCAGUCAAAACGAGUAGAUUUGGCAGAAGAGAAGGCUCGAGCUGCACUGUCAGCAUUAGAGCAGCAAGGAACAGCUCAUGCUCAACACGUUCAAUCCGUCACUGCUCAGCUCGAUCAAUUUCUUCAAGAGCGACAAAGACUGCAGAAUCAGUAUGAAAAAUUGAGCAAUGAGUCUCAAGCUCUUCAAAAUGCUUUGCAGGAAGAAUUGGAAGCCGCUCGUCAGCAUGCCUCAGAAGAGCAAUCCAAGAAUGUUUUACUAUCCGAAGAACAUAUUGCCAAACUUACUGACUUGGAAGCACGAUUAUCGAAGUCUGAGGAGGAAUGCACAACCUUGUCAUCAGCACUGUCGCAAAAUCGUGAACGAAUUCACGAAUUGCAACGUGAUCUCGAGAAAUCACAAGAAGAAGGCGUUGCUACUGCUGGCUCGCUGGCAGAUUGCGAAGCUGCUCUUCGUAGUUCUCAUGUUGAAAAAGAAAACUUGGCUGAAGAACUUCACAACGUUAAGGAAUCUUCAAACGAGAAAAUACGUGCCUUGGAAGCUACAUUGCAGGCAUUGACCUUGGAUACUGAAAAUGCAAUGUCUAUAGCUGAUAGGGCUGCUGAAGAUAAAGAUCAGAUGUUGAAAUGGACUGAAGCUCAAUUGAGUCAGGCUGUGGAUCAGAUAAAGAAGUUGGAGGGGCUUCUAUCUGAUACUGAACAAAGACUUGCGCAAGUCAAGCAGUCUGCCCAAAAUCAGGAAACAAAUUAUACGCAACUUGUCCUAUCGCUUGAGCAGGAAGUUGUUUCUCUCAAAAAAUCCGUUCAAAGUCAAUCCAUAUCCUUUGAAGGUCAAAAGGCAAACUUUGAUACUGUUUUACAAGAACAUUGUGAAAGCUACGAGAAGCUCAAGACCGAUUCCAAAGCUGAAUGUGAUCGUCUUGACAAUCUUUGUCAACAAAAGGAGCAUUUAUUACAACAACAGAUUCAACGAACGGCUGCUAUCAAAACCAACAAUGCUGAACAACAUUUGCUGGUCUUCCGUGAUUUGGAAUUCAAACUGGAUGCAUGUCAAGCAUCUCUGGAGGAAGAACGUCACAAGGUCUCACGUAUUCAGCUGGAGCAGGACGAUGCAUCUCGACAACUCCUAGCAAUCAAAGGACGAAACAAUGAAUUGUCGCUCCAAGUCUCUGAGUCGGAAGCUCGUGUUGUUUCUCUUCAGUUGGAGAAGGACGAUGCAUCCCGACAAAUCCUAGCAAUCGAAGAACGAAACAAGGAAUUGUCGCGUCAAGUCUCCGAGUCGGAAGCUCUUGUUGUUUCUUUACAGUUGCAAAAGGACGAUGCUUCCCAAGAAAUCCUAGCAACUCAAGAACGAAACAAUGAAUUGUCGCUCCAAGUGUCUGAGUCGAAAGCUCGUGUUGUUUCUCUUCUAUCUGAAGUGGCGACAUUGCAAGAGAAGAAUUCCGAGAGCCAAAAUCUCAUUGCACAGCUUGAGAAUCGCUAUGAAACCUUGGAGAUGGAUAACUCUCGACUAUCUGGAGAAUCCACCGCUACUACUGAGAAGCUCCAACACCAAGUGUUAGUCUUUCAAGAGAAGAAUGCUGAAUCGCAGUCUCUCGUUUCACGAUUGCAGGAACGAAUUGCUGUUCUUGAGGCUGAGGUUCACGCAAAAGAACAGUCUACUGGCAUUGUAUCCAAAGCCAAAGCAGACUUGGAAUCUGACUACAAGUCAAAGUACGAGCAAGCCAUCAACUAUAGAACUGCUCAGCAUAAUGCGGAUAUGGCCAAGGUCAAUGCAAAGUUGGAGGCAGCGAAUAGAGAAAAAGCACAAUACUUUAAGGAAAAGGAAACUCUUUUAAAGAGCAUGGAAUCAUUGACUAUGGAGAAGAAGCAAUCGGAAGAGCUACAGGCAACGUUACUGGCUUCUCAGGGGAAUUUAGACCAACAAACUCAAGUCAUUGCUGGACUACAAGCUCAGCUUGCCAGUCUUCGAGAACAGAAAAUGAGUGCAGAAGCUAAUCGAGACUCGCUGGCUCAACGAAAUCGUGAAUUGAAUGACUCCACAAGUCGAUUGACAGCUGACCUCGCCUCUCUUGGUUUGGAGCUUGAACGAAUGAGGGCCCUUCAAGCAAAGUCUCCUCUGUCUUCGAGAGAGAACAGCAAGACACGAUCAUCACGAAAUCAAACCUCAGGACUACUCAUGUCAUCUGAACAAGACCACAAUGGGUCAAAGUCAAAUCUUUCUGACAUAGGAGUACGACUGCAAGAUAUUGAUCGAAAUGGCCAUACCAUGUCUCAGACUGCAUCUCGCGACCAAGAACAAGCCAUCAAACGUCACGCCAGCAAUCGCCCUAUGAGGCAAUUGCCUGGUCCACCCACGUUUGCCAGCCUUCCUAAACAUAUCGAACAGGAAGUUGGUGCCACAAACCUGAAACGUCGUCGUGGUGCAGAUAAGCUGCAAAUUAAAAGCACCAUCUCCCAAGGAGAUGACGAGCAUUCUUUUGAUUCUGAAGAUGGAGAACACCGUUCUCAUCGUCGCUACAAAUCAGGAAUGGCUGAACUGAUCGGUAGCUCUGGAAAACUUCCAGCAUACACUCAGAUUCAAAAUGACAACGACGAUGAUUUUGAUGAUCGUGGUGCGGCCAAGAAGCCUCGCUCAAAGAUUCCAACAAUGAAUCCACAAUCGUUGAGAGGAGCUCCCCAACGCACGAGCCCUCCUCUGAAAAAAGCUACUCGAUCUCAAACAGCCUCUCAACAACCACCAAAAUUUCCCACCAAUACAAGAACUGUUGCCGAUAGCAAAAAGCAGACUGUUCGUAGUACUGCAGCUAGGCUCAAAUCUGCAAAGAAGACCCACGAAAGCAGUAAGGAUGAUGCUGAGGAUGGUGGUGGUCUUGGUGAUAUUGGUGCUCUAUUGAACAAAACGCAUGAGAUUGCCAAGGCUGUCAAUACUUAUGGACGUGGUCGUGGAGGAAAGAGGCCUCGUGUGAAGGUUGUCUCUGUCACUUCAAAUUCAGUCGAUAUGACAACAGCGACUUAUCGAGGGCAAGCUCGAAAGCUUCCUCAACUACUUGGACAGAUUGCUGUCGCUCAGAAUGCUCCAUUGGCUCAACGACAAUUCGCAGCAGUCACAUUGAAGAACUAUGUAGAUGUUCACUGGACUUCAAAAGCAGACAACUUUGUCGAGCCAGAGACAUCUCCUGAGGUCAAGCAACUUCUUCGAGAUGGGUUGAUUCACGGAUUAGGAGAUCCUCAAACAAAAAUCCGAGUUGCAGUCGCCAAUGUGGUAUCCAAAAUAGCUCACGUCGACUGGCCAGAACUAUGGCCUAAUCUAUUUGAGCAACUCUUGGCUCAUCUUGACAGUGGACACGUUGAUCGUGUGCAUGGUGCUAUGAGAGUCUUGACGGAGUUUGUCAGAGAUGAUAUUACCAUUGACGCUCAAUUUCCAACGCUUGGGCCGCUGCUCUUACCACCUUUACUCAGGGUGUACGAACCACGAGUUCGAGCUAGAUCAAUCGUCAUCUUUCGUGAAUUGGUAAAUUUACUCUACCUUGUGUAUGAACAGCAACAACAAGAAGGUAGAGUGGAUGCAUGGCUGACGACUCAUACGACUGGAUGGUUGGAAUGCUUUGCUCACCUGUUGGCAAACCCGUCAACACCAACUGAAGAAAUAUUCCUCAAGUUGGAGGUUAUGCGAACGCUCGACAAGAUGGAAGAGCUGUUUCCAAAAUAUAUGUCUCCGUACCUUCCGUCUAUAAUGGGUCUAGUAUCAAAUCACAUAUCAGCACUAUGUGAUCAAUACGUAAUAGAGACAGUCAAUCCAACAAAUGACUCAGGCACAGGCCCAGAAGUAGUCGACUCAGAAGGUGAAGUCGUUGGAUUGACCACAUUGCUCCAUUCCAUAUUUGAAUUCGUGGAAGGAGUCUCGAAAAAGAAGGUCCUACGAUCAAUGUUUACCACGUCUACCAAGAAGGGCAGCCAAGGAGCAUCAGCUGCACCCUUCUUGAAGGAGCUUUCUAAGUUUAUGUUGACUUAUAUGCAAAUCACUCAGAGCCAGGAGGAGAGUUGGGAGAACGAUGUCAAUCAAUUUGUGCAAGAUGAUGAGGAAGAAACAUAUUCAUUUACUAUUCGAGUCGCCAUACAAGAGCUGCUUCUCAACUUGGUGGACACUUUCAGAGAAGAAACCACGCAAGCCAUAACGGCAGCUGUCGUAUAUCAAAUCGAUAUCGCAAACGAACGAAAGAAUUCUGGCUCUCCCGCAUGGUGGAAGAUCCACGAAUCAUGUCUGUUGACUCUUGGACGCAUAGCUGAACCACUCGUCGAAGGGUUCACUUCAAAUUCCCUGCAAUUUGACUUGGCUGGAUUCCUUGAUCAAGUAGUAUUACCAGACUUGAACCAAAGUGAAUUCCCAUACCUACAAGGCCGUGCAUUGUGGUUCACGAGCCAAUUGGCUUCGUCUCUUCCCAAGAAUGUGCUACCAAAUUAUAUAUCUGCAGCAGUGGAAGCAUUGAAUCGUAGUCCAUCAGUGGCUGUCCAGAUCUUUGCAUUGAAGGCUAUCAACAAUUUCUGCCAUGAUGUCGAUGACGUGUCAGUGAUGAAGCCAUUCCAACAAAGCAUCCUAGAAGGCCUGGUCGCCUUGUCGAAUGAUGCAAGCGAAGAUACUAUGACGCUGAUUCUGAAUUGCUUGAACUACGCCAUCAAGAUCGACAUAUCUAGAGCUGGACAAAUUGUGGCACCGUUAGCAGAAUUCCUGGUACGGGUCUGGAAACAAUACAAAACAGAUCCCAUAGUGUCUGAAAGCGUAUUAGAAAUCAUCGAAGUCUUGGCGUCAAACGCGGAAAUUACGAUUGCUCUUCAGAAUAGUAUGGUUCCAAGUGUGAUGCAGAUCAUGGCUAGUGAAAAGGCGCUCUUAUUACCUGGAAUUCAAGCGACUGGAAUCGAUGUUCUCAAAGCACUUCUCGGUCCAAACAGUGGUCCAGUCUCGCCGCUGUAUAGUCAAUUCUUUCCUGAUUUGAUGGGGCUCUUCUUGCAUUCGGAAGAUACCGCCAUUCUGCAAAAUGCCGCUGGCUUUUUACGCUCCUUAUUGCAACGAGAUAUGUCAGUCAUAAUCGAUUGGUCAAGUCCCGAUGCCAAUGGAUUGCAAUUGGCCAUGUCAUUCCUGGCAAAAUUGUUGAAUCCAAAUGCAUCAGAAUCAGCUGGAUUGUUUCUGGGGGAUUUGAUCAUCAAGUUCAUCCAAAAGGCUGGUCAGCACAUCGCACCCGUGCUUCACCAACUCUUAUCCGCUAUCGCAUUUCGACUAUCUACGGCUCAGUUGCCGACAUUCAUUCAAUCACUCGUAUUGGUGUUUGCUCAUCUCAUCAAGACUCAACGCGAUGAUGUUGUAAUAUUCCUUGCUGCUUUGAACAUUGAAGGAGUAUCUGCCUUGGAGAUCUUUGUCAAAGCUUGGUGCGAAAACUUCUCGGAGUUCACAGGAUAUUACCCUUUGAAACUCAAUGCUACAGCCAUGUCUCAACUCUUCCAAAGUACCGAUCCACGAUUGCAUUCUAUUAUGGUGAAGGGUGAUGAGAUUGUGACUGAUGAGCGAAUCCGAACAAGGUCGUCUACAAAGAAAGCGCCGCAUCAAUUUACGACGAUUCCAUUCUCUGCCAAAGCCAUCAAACUCCUACUCACCGAAUUGAUGCAAAAUGUCGAGUCAAACAUGGGGAAACCCUCAGCACUCAGACUUGCCAUGAUGGGUACAAUUGGUGGAAUGGUUGGAGAGUCUGACGAUGUGACCUCGGAUAGUGAUGAAGAGGAUGAAGGUGAAGAGGAAGGCGAAGACGACUGGGAAGACGUUGAUGAAGGCAAGAAUGGCGACUCUGAACUGAGGUUACUCUCUGAUUUCGCUGACAGGAACGACUUUGAAGAUGAGGAUGAUUUGGAUCUGCGCUCAGAUCCUAUCUAUCAAUUGGACCUCAAGGAGUAUCUCGUCACAUUCUUCAAGACGUGCUAUGCUCAAGAUACCCAUGGCUUCAGAAACAUAUGUACACAGUUCUUGAGCGCUUCAGAGCGAGACAAGUUGUCGAAUCGGACGCAACAAGCAAGUAUGAAUUUUCUGAGUAGUGCAGUGUUUAGGACGUGUAUAAAGCAGCAGAAUGGACGGUGCAUGAGUAGCGUUGCUACUCCAUCCAAGCAGCACCUUGUCUCGAAAUCUGGCGUCUAUCCACAUGGAUUUCUGGCAGGCGGAGUCGCAUCUGGAAUCAAGAAGAAGGCAGGAGUCAAAGACAUGGCCAUGGUAAUAUCCCCCGAAUAUAAUUGUACCGUUGCUGGAGUCUUUACCACGAAUGCAUUUGCAUCACCAUCGGUCCAAGUCGAUAAAUCCAUCAUAACACACCUGAAAGGAACGGGAGCUCGUGGAGUCGUUGUCAAUGCUGGAUGUGCUAAUGCAUGCACUGGUGAUCAGGGACUAGAUGAUGCGUGGAAGAUGGGACAGGCUGUUGAUGCAGCUCUCAAAAGUAGUGGUAAACAGGCUAUAAUAGAUGGCAAAUCCUUAAAAGGCACAUCAUCACCGCAUGCCAAUACACUGGUAAUGUCAACGGGCGUCAUUGGCCAACAUUUGCCAAUGCCCAAGAUCUAUUCCGGAAUAUCGUCACUCGUGCCCAUACUAGGUUCUUCGCAUCAGUCAUGGAGUGAUGCUGCCACCGCAAUCAUGACUACAGACACUUUCCCGAAACUACGAUCAAAAGAAAUAACGACUACUGUAAACGGUAAACCAUACACGUAUAGAAUGGCUGGAUGGUGUAAAGGUGCUGGAAUGAUUCAUCCCAAUAUGGCAACCAUGUUGUCGUCGGUGUUUACAGAUAUCAGUAUUACGCGUGAAUGCUUGGAUAACGCUAUAAAGCAUGCUGCUGAUUGGUCGUUUAAUGCUAUUAGUGUGGAUGGAGAUAGUAGUACCAAUGACACAUUCUUGCUAUUUGCUAAUGGAGGGGCUAAUGCUGCUAAUGGGUAUGCUAAGAAUGAUGAAUCGGCCAUGAUUCGGGAUGUCAACUCGACGGAAUUUAUAGAUUUUAGAAAUCAGUUUACAGAGUUUAGCGUCGAGUUGAGUAAAUUGAUUGUGAGGGAUGGUGAAGGAGCUACCAAGUUUAUGGAUAUUCUUGUACAGGGAGCACGAACAUUCGCAGAAGCCAAACAAGUAGCAAACACAAUCGCCAAAUCACCGCUCGUGAAGACCGCUAUAUACGGCCGUGAUGCUAACUGGGGUCGUAUAAUAUGUGCGGUGGGAUAUUCGGGAAUCAAGGAUAUUGACCCAACCAAAGUCAAUAUGCAUUUUGGAGCAUGUGAUGGAUCAAAUUCGCUGCACUUGUUUAAGAAUGGAGCACCUUUUGAAGUCAAUGAAGAGGUGGCUGCUAAAAUAUUAAGUCAGGAGGAUAUAUCCAUUCGUGUUGAUUUGGGGAUGGGGAAGGCUAAGGCACAAGUUUAUACGUGUGAUUUCUCACAUGACUACAUAUCGAUCAAUGCGGAUUACAGAUCGUAA
Molecule: messenger RNA, 8340 nt
Organism: Synchytrium microbalum
Lineage: Eukaryota; Fungi; Chytridiomycota; Chytridiomycetes; Synchytriales; Synchytriaceae
Exons: 43
Coding region: 1-8340 (2779 amino acids)
Biological process (GO): intracellular protein transport; L-ornithine biosynthetic process; L-arginine biosynthetic process
Cellular component (GO): mitochondrial matrix
Molecular function (GO): L-glutamate N-acetyltransferase activity, acting on acetyl-CoA as donor; L-glutamate N-acetyltransferase activity, acting on acetyl-L-ornithine as donor; small GTPase binding
Source: RefSeq, a predicted model, not a curated record